Molecule: messenger RNA, 1632 nt
Organism: Eleginops maclovinus (Patagonian blennie)
Lineage: Eukaryota; Metazoa; Chordata; Actinopteri; Perciformes; Eleginopidae
Gene: parla
Product: presenilin associated, rhomboid-like a
Exons: 10
Coding region: 54-1217 (387 amino acids)
Cellular component (GO): membrane
Molecular function (GO): serine-type endopeptidase activity
Source: RefSeq, a predicted model, not a curated record
GUUUACUCCAGUCAGGCAGGGGGGCGGGCUUCCGGAAGGAGGUCAUCACAAACAUGGCGUGGAGAGGAUGUCUAUUAAAAUGGGUCAAAACAGAGUUAAUCAGAUCCACCAACACGACAUUACGAAGCUCCAGAGAGAACCCACACUACCAACAGAGGUGCGGUUUCCGUCGGGAAGCCAAACGGCCGGAUACAAAGAAAGGAAAUGUUGUCCAAGAAACUAAAGUUUCCCCCUCGGAGGCUGGCACACAAUCUCUCCCACCUCCUCCCAAACUCCCCCGGCCAUCACUCUUUAAACCGCUGAUGUUCACAGUCGGGUUUACAGGCUGCUCUUUUGGUGCCGCGGCUAUUCUGCAAUAUGAGACCUUGAAGUCACGAGUUCGGACUGCACAAGAUGAAGAAGAGUCCAAAAAAUUGUUCCAGGGGUCUCAGGAUAUGGCGUUCUGGCAUGACUGGUGGAACAAGCUGUCAGACUUCCAGCGACAGCUCAUCCUCCUCAUGUCCAUGGUGGAUGACUUCUGGAGCAGCCUCACGGAGGGACAGAAGACUGUAACAGGCAUCAUUGCAGUGAAUGCUGUAGUCCUGUGUUGCUGGCGGAUCCCUGUGAUGCAAAGAAGCAUGGUUAAGUACUUCACAUCCAGUCCAGCCUCAAAAAAACGGUGCCUUCCUAUGCUUCUGUCCACCUUCAGCCACUACUCCAUUUUCCACAUGGUGGCCAACAUGUAUGUCCUGUGGACAUUCUCAUCAGGAAUCGUCUCCAUCUUAGGAAGGGAGCAGUUUCUUGCAUUCUAUUUAUCGGCUGGUGUGAUUUCCAAUAUGGUCAGCUACACUUGUAAAACUGCAUCCAGAAGUCUCCAUCCAUCAUUAGGAGCAUCAGGUGCUGUUAUGGCAGUACUGGCUGCAGUCUGUGCACAGGUGCCAGAUGCCAAACUGGGCAUAAUCUUCCUCCCCAUGCUGACUUUCACAGCAGGAAACGCUCUGAAAGCACUUAUCGCCAUGGAUACAGCAGGGCUCGUUUUGGGAUGGCGGAUGUUUGACCACGCAGCUCACCUUGGUGGAGCCCUCUUUGGAGUAUGGUAUGUGGCAUAUGGUCACAAACUGAUUUGGAGGAAGAGGGAGCCUCUCGUGAAGCUGUGGCAUGAAGUACGUUCUCCAGGGGCCGGUGGAAAUAGGUCAGGAGGAGGGCCCGGGGUCAGUGGUGGACCUGGACCAAAAUGAGACUCUGCAAAAACUGGAGUCCACAGUUACUCAAGGAUAUGCAAAGAAACUUUUAACAACCAAGAGAGUCGGAUGUUAUUGUUUCAUAAUGCACAUUGAUUUUAUUCAAGGUUAGUAAUGAGCAUAAGGUUAUUAAAUGUCAUUCAGAGACCUGAUAUAUGAACAGGUGAGACAUCACACAUGCUGUUACAAUCCAGAUGUUUACUGUGUGGACUGAUAACAUCUGCUGCCCUUUAAGUAACUCCUUGGAGCUACAAAUUAAAAAUAUCAUCUCUCUACCUCUUAAUGUUCAGACUUCCGGUCGGCUUUUUUUUUUGCUGUCCCUAUUUUUAAAACAGUUGUAUAAAACUCGACAGGAACUGUGUGCGUGAUGAAGUCAAGAGAUUGAAUAAAUUGUGGAAAUCAUUGUAAUAGA